GCGACUUGAAGCAAUGAAACCAGCGCUUUCAUCAUGCUGCACUGGCCCAGGAUAUCCAUCACCUUUGGAAGCCAUCAAAGGACCACGGGAGAAAAUUGUUUAUGUGCCAUGCAUUGGGCCUCCUGAGAAUCGUCAGAACCGGGCUAACUAUCUAGCCACCGUUGAUGUGGAUCCACAAUCUCCUACAUUCUGUCAGGUCAUAUCUCGUCUGUACAUGCCUUACACCAGUGAUGAACUGCAUCACACCGGCUGGAAUGCUUGCUCUAGCUGCUAUGACGACCCCAGCAAGACACGAGACAAAAUGAUAAUGCCAUGUCUAGAUGGUGAUCGGGUUUACGUAGUGGACAUGGGUGUCGACCCUCGUGAACCCCGUCUGUACAAGGUUGUUGAAGCUUUGGAUUAAG
Messenger RNA from Pomacea canaliculata, 404 nucleotides. Its product is annotated as methanethiol oxidase-like. The record is from RefSeq and is a predicted model, not a curated record. Gene Ontology annotation, molecular function: selenium binding. NCBI's taxonomy places the organism in Eukaryota, Metazoa, Mollusca, Gastropoda, Architaenioglossa, Ampullariidae.